Molecule: messenger RNA, 294 nt
Organism: Saccharomycodes ludwigii
Lineage: Eukaryota; Fungi; Ascomycota; Saccharomycetes; Saccharomycodales; Saccharomycodaceae
Gene: LSM2
Product: Sm-like protein LSM2
Exons: 1
Coding region: 1-294 (97 amino acids)
Biological process (GO): mRNA splicing, via spliceosome
Cellular component (GO): Lsm1-7-Pat1 complex; U6 snRNP; precatalytic spliceosome
Molecular function (GO): RNA binding
Source: RefSeq, a predicted model, not a curated record
AUGCUUUUUUUUUCUUUAUUCAAAACACUAGUAGACCAAGAAGUUGUGGUGGAGUUGAAAAAUGGAGUGGAGAUAAAAGGUGUUUUAAAAUCAGUCGACCAAUUUCUAAACUUAAAAUUGGAUAACCUACAAGAAACUUCGGUUUUUAAACAAUUACCACAUCUAUAUGCAGUAAGGAAUAUUUUCAUUAGAGGAUCUAAUAUAAGGUAUGUUUACUUAAAGAAAAAUAUGAUUGACACCAAUUUAUUACAAGAUGCAACGAGGAGAGAAGCUAUUAGUGAAAAAAACAAAUAG